Molecule: messenger RNA, 2821 nt
Organism: Tyto alba (common barn owl)
Lineage: Eukaryota; Metazoa; Chordata; Aves; Strigiformes; Tytonidae
Gene: ANKRD46
Product: ankyrin repeat domain 46
Exons: 4
Coding region: 391-1077 (228 amino acids)
Molecular function (GO): protein binding
Source: RefSeq, a predicted model, not a curated record
GCGGGUGCGCUGCCGGGCUUGCCGCGGGAAGCGGCUGCCCGGCUGGUAGGCCGCUCAGCAGCGCGCAGCCCCUGCGGCGGUGCUGCUUUUCGUCGUACUUUCUAGGAGAAAGCAACGAAGAUAAGUGAAAUUAAAAGACCGUGCGUAUUUUCGGCAGAAGAGCUGUUUUUCACCUCUCCUCAAAACUGGCUUUGAUAAAGUAAUUACUGCGUUUAAGGGAAAUGGAGUGGUUAUCUUUUUUCUAGACAGCGCUAGAGCUUUUGACCAGCUGCUGCAAAGGAAAUUGUUAUUGUGCUGAAAAGAUAGGGGUAGCACCUGAAUUGUAAAGAGGAUGGGAAGUAACUAGAGACAAACUAUGGUUAGUCACCUACUCCAGAGAGAAUCAGAACAAUGUCUUACGUUUUUGUGAAUGACUCUUCCCAGACAAAUGUGCCACUGCUGCAGGCUUGCAUUGAUGGAGAUUUUAACUAUUCCAAACGACUGUUAGAGAGCGGUUUUGACCCAAAUAUUCGUGACAGCCGAGGCCGAACUGGCCUUCACCUUGCUGCGGCCAGAGGAAAUGUAGACAUCUGUCAACUCUUGCAUAAAUUUGGUGCUGACCUAUUAGCCACUGAUUACCAAGGUAAUACAGCCCUUCACCUUUGUGGGCAUGUGGAUACCAUCCAGUUCCUAGUUUCUAAUGGACUUAAAAUUGAUAUUUGCAAUCAUCAAGGUGCAACACCACUUGUUCUUGCAAAACGAAGGGGUGUGAAUAAAGAUGUGAUUAGACUGCUGGAAUCUUUAGAGGAGCAAGAGGUGAAAGGAUUUAACAGAGGAGCUCACUCAAAGCUGGAAACGAUGCAAACUGCUGAAAGUGAAAGUGCAAUGGAAAGCCAUUCCCUCCUUAAUCCAAACCUACAACAAGGUGAAGGAGUUCUUUCCAGUUUCCGCACGACAUGGCAAGAGUUUGUGGAAGACCUGGGCUUCUGGAGGGUGCUGCUCCUGAUCUUUGUCAUUGCUCUUCUGUCGCUUGGAAUAGCAUACUAUGUUAGUGGGGUCCUUCCUUUUGUAGAAAACCAGCCUGAACUCGUGCACUGAAGCAAAUGCAAAGAAGUGCACUGUGCUUUUUCCUGUUCUAAUCUUAUUUUGAGCUUCUUGGAAUUACUCUCUUGGUGCAGACAGUGGCAGCUGUAUAUACUGCUUGCCUUUUGUACUUAUUAACCCUUCUGAAAGAGGAAUUAAUUCAUUUCAAGUAAAACACUAAAUUCUAAAACAUUCCUAAACUACCUCUGACUUGACUUGCAAGCAGGAUGUGAAUAUAAUCCCCUCUGUUGAUAAAAUAUUAUGAUUAGAAAAGGCCUUUCAUAAUGAAUAUUAAAUUCCUGGGCAUGAAAAGUAUAUCAUAGUACAGAACCAAAUUUGAUUUAUUUUCUCUAUGAAGAGAGGUAAAUCUAUGGUUGAAUUUUUUAAUGUGCACUUCAGUUGAAAGAAAAAUAUUCUUUUAAAAGUACUCCUCAAGAAGUCUGAAUAAUAUAAUAACACAUUCUGAUAUAUAGACAGUGAUAAGCUGCAACUUCAUAGUUUAUAAAAAGAAUGAGAAAUAGUUCAAGUUUUACUAUGUCUUUAAUGUAUAGAUUACUCCUUUAUUUAUUAGGUUAAAGUAGUGUUUCUUCCCUGUAUGAAUUCAUGUUGUGCUUUGGUAGUAAAGUUGUUUCAGCCCUAAGAUGAAAAUUUUGCCUUUUUGUUGAAAUGCUACUAAGCAAACCUUUCUUUGUAAGGGUGGUUAAAAAGUGAUUUAGGUGUUCUUCUCUGUAUAUAAUAAUUCUGUAAGGUCAUUGUCUUUGUGAGAUAUAUAAUGAAGGAUAACUUUUUUUUUCCUCCCACAAGGAGCAGACUGAACCAUAUAAUUGUAUUGUUUUCAUGUUUGUGGAGAGAACUUGAUUGACUAGAAUUCCUUUCUAUAAUUGUUUCCCAUUUCAGCACUUACAGGCUUAUGAAUUAUUUUCUGAGUAUGCAGAAUAAAAGUAUUUAAAAUGUUAAUAUUUAGAAACAUUGUAUAAAAUGAAAUCUUGGCCCAUUCUGUACUUAGCUGUGAAAUCCUUUGUUUUUAAAUAACCUAGAGUUAUGAACCAGUUAGAUACUCUUUUAUGAAGGCUAAAAUGGUACUACGUAGUAAGUUGGAGGUUUUUCUCCCCUCCCAUGCUGAUUAACAUCUGACUCUCUUUGCUGCCAUUGCCUUGAAAAUCCCAAACAAAAUGCAUGCAGCAAAGCUAAUGAAUCUUUUUUUUUUUUUUUUUUUCACUUAGCCACUCCUAAAUUGUUGCUAAAUAACAUCAAGCAUUAUAAAUUACAAUAAGUAUUGAUAGAAGUAACCUACAUCUCUCUGUUCUGCCUCCAUGUAUGUUUUUCUUUCUUGAUUAUGGGUUUGAGUAGAGAGGGUUGUUGUCUUUAUUUUGAUAUGACAUGGGCUUCACUAAACUGGGCCCCAUUCUAAACUGUGUCUGAAUAAUUCUUGUUCUCAUUUCUUAAAUUAGAGGUUAAUGAAAUGAUACUUUUCCAGGAGCCACAAUGCCUCAGAAAGGAGAGCCUCUUAAAACCAAAACAAAACGUGGAGUAUAUUCCUCUUCUGAAUAUUUCAAUUACUGUACAUCUGUUCAUGAACAGAGAAAUAUAAACUCAUAGUAUACCUAAAUUACAUUUACUUAUCUAAAUAAGUACAUUUCUGUUAAUACGACUCUGUAUCUUGAAUAAUGAUAUUGUCUUUCAGUAUGUAUUAUCUGCAUAAUUUGUAAUUGUAUUCUCAGUAUGGGUGAAUGCCACAAAUAAAUAUAUGUAGUAAAUA